GCUUAGGGCGUGCAUAAAUAAAUCCCGACAUGCGUGGCUCCCAAGGUGCAUGCGCUCUGAGGAAUUUCUUCCGUCCCCAGCGCACGAAAUUCGGAGCCAAUGGGCUGGAAAGCAAGAAUGAAAAUGUGCGCACGAGAUUAUGGUAAGGUUAUCCACAUUUCAAGGGUGGAGGAAGGAUCUCCCACGCACCCAUGAUGUCUAGGAAGCGGAGGAUAAAGGAAAGGGCCUUUGAGACAGGAGAGAAAGUUUGCCAAUCUGGCGGCUGUCGCUACUCAGCACUUGCAGCGGGAGCAUCUCUGACCCAUGAAGGCCCAAAAGUUUUAAUUUUAGUCCAGCAGGGGUAUACAGCGUCGCUACUCCCAGCGCUCCGCUGUCGAUUAUUCGAAACGACGUGACUGUAUCUGUAUGCAGCGUGGACUGGACUGAAGCAACCCUUGUCAAAAGAGGGCGGGAAGCUGGAGUGUGAUAAAAAAAAGUCUGAUGUGGGAGAGUCUUCUGAGGCGCAACGAGCAAUGUUCUAGGCCCGAUUGGUGUAAGCGGUAAGCUGGUUACAAAAUAAGUUACGCCUACUAACUACGGGCCAAUGCGGCGUUGUCCUCGCGCAUGCCAAGCGAUAUAAUUCUGGCCAUGGCUGUAUUAGUUACCAGAUAACGAUACCUCUUGCUAUUUUGCGCAGUUGCGAGCAACUUAUGAAAAAAAAAAACCCAGAAAGCGGUAAUAAAAAAAACCCCCAGCGAUACAAUACUCAGGGAAGUUUAAUCUUUUUGAUAUUCGGCCUAAAACAGGGAGCAAUUGGGGCAGAAAAAAAAGCAACCUCUUUCUCUCAACUUUGCUUCCGCCGCUGCGCAUACACGACACCAACCACCCAAGCACUACACUCCGACCACCACUACUCCCUCCCCUCCCACGGUCUCCCGGCUAUUCAACCCAUCCCUGCUGUGGUCGCCUUUUCUCUUCGUCCAAUAACACGCCUCCACAGCGCUUUUUGCCGUGCAGCCCUCUAAAAUCUCAUACCUCAUCCGACUCCGACUCUGAAGCCAGCCCGUUCACCACCGCAGAAACCCUUCCCCCUUCCGACGCGCUGGGAAAUAACUCCAUCGACUUCGCUGUGGUUCCUUGACCCUCGAAUAUACCUCCUCCUCCCCCCUUCCUCUCUCUCCUCUAUUAUAAGCUAUGGGUGCGUGUGUCUCAAUUCCUCCUGUCCUCUUCUCGUUCCCUUUGCGCGACUAGCUUGCCUUACCCUUCCCUUUUUCGCGUGUCUUUCCGACAGCUUGUUAUACAACAAAUUGCCUUGCUUGCCUUCUUCCCGAUCCCGCCGUUGCCUUAUUCCGGCCGUGGCUGCAGCGCCUGAGCUCGAAUUUUUUCUUUUACUAUUUUUCCUAAAUAUAAAAUAUAUAUAUAUAUUUUUAUAUUAUCCAAUUCCUUUCACCUUUGUCAAUUCUUUUGUUUCUUGUGGACGACCCACCUAUUUAUCAUCACCUAUUUAUUACCCUUUUCAGCCUGCAUUCCCCAGGGUGAAAAGAAGAACGGCAAGCAGUGUGCUCUCCUUCCUGUGAAUUCCGACCAUUCCCCUUGCUUGGCCAUUUCUAUUACAAAACAUCCCUCCUCAAUCCCUUCACUCCCCCUCCUCUCCCCUCAUCUCCUCUCCCCUCCUCUCCCCUCCUUAUGCUUGACACUUGAUACGCCUUGAGAAGUCUCUCACACCCUCUGUUGAAUCAAUCCUGCCCCUCUUGAUCUUGGCUCCGGCGUCUGCUGCGCGAGUUCAUUCUGACCAUCACACUCUGACCUGACUGUCACUGUGGACCAAUACUCCACAUCUUCGCCCUUUUACUGUUCUCACCUUCCCCUUCUCCUGAGAUUAUUCUUCUUUCCUUCCUAUCAAGCUUCUAUCUGUUUGGUUCCCUACAAUCUCUGACUCAUCUUCCUAUUUUGUUCUCGGUUGCUUUUAGUCUUUUCGUUGGCCUAUUAAGACUUCUUGAGACUCACUUUAACCUUCUCUCAUUCCUAGGUGCAGCCGACGUGUAUCGACCCGCUCAAGUAAGUUCAACUCGCGAGAGGUCCCGUUCCCCACGUCGUCGCUCCCGUAGUCCACGUCGCGGCCGUCGUUCCUAUUCGCCUCGCAGUCGUUCCCGUAGUCGUGAGGACUACCGUCGCAACGAUCGUCGAUCCAGAUCUCCUGUGAGUGGUGCAGCUGGUGCUCCUGGACAUUCGAGCUCUGGAUACGGUGGACGUGGCCCUUCUGUUCGUUCUCUCGAGGAUCGUUCUUUUGCCAAAGAACAAAUGAUUCAAUCAGUGCGCGAAUCUUCCCAACAAGACCGCCGGGUCUAUGUUGGGAAUUUGUCAUACGAUGUCAAAUGGCAUCAUCUUAAAGAUUUUAUGAGACAGGCUGGAGAGGUACUCUUUGCCGAUGUCUUACUACUUCCCAAUGGAAUGUCGAAGGGCUGCGGGAUUGUGGAAUACGCAACGAGGGAGGAAGCUCAAAAUGCUGUAGCAACUCUCAGUAACCAAAACCUCAUGGGCAGACUCGUUUACGUUCGCGAGGACCGUGAGGCAGAACCCCGUUUCACAGGCCCACCUGCCCGUGGUGAUUUCGGAGGUCCUGGACGCGGGGGCUAUGGAGGCUAUGCCCCAGGCCCGGGCGCUAGUGGCGGCCGACAAAUCUAUGUCUCCAACCUUCCAUUCAAUGUAGGCUGGCAAGACCUGAAGGAUCUAUUCCGCCAAGCUGCGCAACAAGGUGCUGUUGUCCGCGCCGAUGUGCACAUUGAUCCUAGUGGCCGCCCGAAAGGUUCCGGAAUUGUUGCAUUUGAAAGUGCGGAUGAUGCUCGAAAUGCUAUCCAGCAAUUCAACGGGUAUGACUGGCAGGGUCGAACACUUGAAGUUCGCGAAGAUCGCUAUGCAGGAGCCGCAGGCUUUGCUGGACGUGGUGGUUUUGGAGGGGUUCCUGCCCGUGGUGGGUUUGUAGGUGGCCGUGGUGGGUUUGGUGGUGGACGUGGUGGUUUUGGCGGCGGGUUUGGUGGUGGAAGAGGUGGUUUCGGAGCAGGAUACGGUGGUGGCCACGGUGCUGGACCAGUAGAGGGGGGUGCAUCAGUCCCUCCAAAUCCAUUCACGGAUUUUGCAACUUCUGGUGGAGAAAGAAGCGCUACCAUCUAUGUCCGCAACCUUCCUUGGUCGACCUGCAAUGAAGAUCUAGUUGACCUCUUUUCAACAAUUGGUAAAGUUGAAAGGGCCGAAAUUCAGUAUGAGCCUAACGGCCGCUCCAGAGGUACUGGGGUUGUUGAAUUUGACUCCGCUGAAAACGCAGAGACUGCUAUCAACAAGUUCACCGGUUAUCAGUACGGAGGUCGUCCUCUCGGCCUGACCUUCGUCAAGUACCUGAACAACGGUUCUGCAGAUGCCGUGGGAGGCACAGAAGCGACGGGCGGUCUUACCCAAGACCAAAUCAUGUAAAAUGCUAGUUGUAUGGAGGUAAGACGGUGGAAGUAGAGCCUCCUGCAUGCGAAUUUGUCCUCACAAGAAAACCUGCCUUGUCAGCUACAAGCCAGCUCUUGGUUUAGGACUGCGUGGUUAUAUUUUAUCGUUUUCGCCUCGUUUAUUUGUCUUUGCUAUUAUUUUCCCCCAUUUUACAUCCCAAAAACGAAGGAAGGGUUCGUUUAGUUUGUUAUCGGUUCCUCGGCUUAAAAUACCGGAUGAGCGUGAUUUUUUCGUUCCCCCUGUUAGUUCCCCCUGUUACUCUAUCGCCUCUCUCUAGUUUGCUUGUCAGGUAUGGAUGGGUGAUGAGUUUGCCCGAUCUCUGUACUUGUUUUCUCCCCUUUCCACUUUCACGACGACGACACUUUUGUUUGUGCUCUUUGAGCCUUCCUUUGUUCAUGUCGCUUUAUCGCCGGGAAAUUUACUCUGCCUGAAUCUUGUCCUAUUUCCUUCUAGUUUUUUAAAAAAUUACGCUUCUAUUAUGCUUGCGUGCAAAAUUGUAACCCACACUGCCUAGCCUUUUUGUGUCUAUAUCAAUAUGUUUGCUGUAGUUUCUGAUAAUUACUCCCCAUUGAGUGAUGGGCUCCCUUCUUUUUAUAUUUUAUUAAUUAGGCUCUUAAACCAAGGCCUCAUAUUCCACUCAUUCGAUUCCUUGACACGUAGCAAAAAGCAGAAUGGUCCUUUUGUAUUAAUAUGAGAGCUAUGGUUAUUGACUGAGGCGGUUUCUGAGCUUGCCCGACAAAUAAUGCAAGCCCAUCA
This is a messenger RNA of Blastomyces gilchristii SLH14081, 4227 nucleotides long. RefSeq names its product RNP domain-containing protein, variant 1. The transcript has 11 exons. The record is from RefSeq and is a predicted model, not a curated record. Gene Ontology annotation, molecular function: mRNA binding. The coding region runs from base 2281 to 3447 and encodes 388 amino acids. NCBI's taxonomy places the organism in Eukaryota, Fungi, Ascomycota, Eurotiomycetes, Onygenales, Ajellomycetaceae. Gene Ontology annotation, cellular component: nucleus; cytoplasm.